AUGGAUGACCAGCAGAACAUCAAUUCCACAUGGCUAGGUCAUAUUUUUCCUUCUGACUAUUCUUUGCUGAGGUAUCUAAAUAGCACUGAAGAAUACUUGGCAUACUUGUGUGGGCCAAAACGCAGUCGCUUAUCAAUGCCAAUGACUCUAGUUUACGCAGUGAUCUUCUUGGUGGGGGUCAGUGGCAACAUGCUGGUAUGCCUGGUGAUCUUGAAAAACCAUAACAUGAGGACUCCGACAAACUAUUACCUGUUCAGUCUGGCUGUUUCUGAUCUUCUGGUCCUUCUUCUUGGGAUGCCUCUUGAAGUCUACGAAAUGUGGAGCAACUACCCUUUCCUUUUUGGUGCUUGGGGCUGUUAUUUUAAGACAGUUCUUUUUGAAACUGUGUGUUUUGCCUCCAUUCUUAGUGUGACCACAGUCAGUGUGGAGAGAUACGUGGCCAUUAUGCACCCCUUUCAAGCCAAGCUCAAAAGCACCAGAAGAAGGGCACUUAGAAUACUCAUCACACUUUGGAUCUUCUCCAUUCUUUUCUCCAUUCCCAAUACCAGCACGCAUGGCAUCCUACUGCAGUACUUCCCUAAUGGAAGUCUUGUUCCUGAUUCUGCUACUUGUACUGUGGUCCAACCUUUGUGGAUUUACAACUGUAUCAUCCAAGUCACAUCUCUGCUCUUCUAUGUGCUGCCAAUGGGAGUCAUCAGUGUCCUUUACUGUCUCAUGGGCAUUAAACUCAGGGGAGAUCAUUCACUGGAAGCUGGCAAAAUGUCUGUUAACAUACAGAGGCCAUCAAGGAAAUCAGUCACAAAGAUGCUGUUUGUCUUAGUCAUGGCCUUUGCUAUCUGCUGGGCCCCCUUCCAUGUGGACCGACUUUUCUUCAGUUUUGUUGUGGAUUGGACUGAACCCCUUGCCAAUGUCUUUAACCUCAUCCAUGUUAUUUCUGGAGUUUUCUUCUAUCUGAGCUCGGCUGUAAACCCCUUGAUAUACAACCUUCUCUCCAGACGCUUUCGUUCUGCAUUCCAAAACUUUCUACCACCUCUCUUCAAACACUGGACGCCCAAACUUCCUGUGCCAGUGCUUGUUCCCCAGAAGAGCACUUUGAUCUUGGCCAAUCGAAAUCGCAAAGAUUCAGCUGAAGAAGGAAGUCCUUCAUUUCAUCAUCGAACCUCUGUUUGCAGCUCCCAUCUUUCUACUGUUCUGUGACUGGACCAUGGCCAACUGGGAAGGAGGUGGUUCUUACAGAGCAUGGACAUUGGAUGUGUCAGUAAUCAACAGGUUUCUGUCAGAGAGAUGAUCACUGCCAAUAACCUUAGCCAGCUAUAAAUAUUGAACAUCAUGUCCCAAAACAAUAGCCCAUGCUAUCAUAAAGGCAGUAACUUAAAGGGGUUGUCUAGCUGAUAAUUAUUUUUCUAUAUACUUAGAGGGGCAAGAAAAGACAAAUAGGUUAUACUCUCCUCCACUGAUCCCUUGCUGUUCCCAUUCAGAUGCCCCCUGGGUUUCUUUUGGUCUCAACUUCUCAACAUACAGGAAAUGCUCACUCAGCCAGCAAUUGACUAAGUGAGCAUUUCCUGUGAGUUGAGAGGCAUCAGGAAGCAAAGACCAGUGGGGAAUAGUGGAGCCUGAGAAUGAAUUGGAGAGUAUUGGUAGAGGCGAGUAUAAAUUAUUUAGUGUAUUUUUUUUAAUUAAGCCACUCUGAGCCAGACAACCCCUGCUUAAUCAUUUCAUUGUUAAAGUGGAUUCAAAUGUGUUGCUCUAAGCAUGCAGAUCACCAUAAGCAACUGGUGUUUUCUCCUAUUUUAAGCCUUGUGAUAGUAAAGCAAAAAUGUGGCUUUAACAUGUAUCUUUUAUAUGACAGACUGGUAUACUUUUAUAUAAGAAGUAAUACAUAGUUUUCAAAGAACUUCAGUGCC
Messenger RNA from Bufo bufo (common toad), 1904 nucleotides. RefSeq names its product neuromedin U receptor 2 (gene NMUR2). The record is from RefSeq and is a predicted model, not a curated record. Gene Ontology annotation, cellular component: plasma membrane. NCBI's taxonomy places the organism in Eukaryota, Metazoa, Chordata, Amphibia, Anura, Bufonidae. Gene Ontology annotation, biological process: G protein-coupled receptor signaling pathway. Gene Ontology annotation, molecular function: neuromedin U receptor activity. The coding region runs from base 1 to 1197 and encodes 398 amino acids. The transcript has 4 exons.